UGACGUCAAAACAGCUCGCGACGGCGGCCGCGGUAGGUGCGGGGCGGCUCGGGGUGUCCCUCGCAUCGCAGUGUCUUUGCGAUCCCGGUGUGCCGCCCAUCCCGGACCCACCGGCGCGGACAUAAGGCGAAACUUAAAGGUACUUCUGGAUUCUGCGUGCGGGAGAAACCAGUUCAAGUUUGGCGCGGGGGGGAGCACGGAGCAACUCUCUCGGCUUUCUUGUAAUUGUGCCUUGGUAACCAUUAGUAACCAAGCGAUGCAGUAUCAUUUAACUCUCGUGGGCUUCAGCUCAGCCUGCUGACCGCUUGUUUUAUUGCUUCCCAAGAUCUUCCUGUACAUCCGUCAGAUUUCACUUUUCGAAUCAUGGAGGGAGAACAGAUUAUGGAGGGACAGCCACAGGUUCCGGAAAAUCCUCAUUCUGAAUACGGCCUCACUGAAAAUGUAGAGAGGAUAGUAGAAAAUGAGAAACUAAAUGCCGAGAAAGCAUCAAAGCAGAAGGUGGAUCUUCAGUCAUUACCCACGCGUGCCUACUUGGAUCAGACAGUUGUACCUAUCUUGCUACAGGGACUUGCUGUUCUUGCAAAAGAGAGACCACCCAAUCCCAUUGAAUUUCUAGCAGCAUAUCUUUUAAAAAACAAGUCACAAUUUGAGGACCGAAAUUAACUCCAUAAAAUUGAGGACAGUUUGGCUGCUAGACUGAAAUGCUCAUUUGCCGCUAUUUGUUUUCUGCUGUAAAAAUCCUUUGGCCACGUUGUUGUCUUUCUUAACUGCACAGUUUGCUUUAUCUUUUGAGUUUAUUUAAUAAAGAACACUUUACAUUUAA
Messenger RNA from Ficedula albicollis (Collared flycatcher), 823 nucleotides. RefSeq names its product dpy-30, histone methyltransferase complex regulatory subunit (gene DPY30). Gene Ontology annotation, cellular component: Set1C/COMPASS complex. Lineage: Eukaryota; Metazoa; Chordata; Aves; Passeriformes; Muscicapidae. Bases 364 to 663 code for a protein of 99 amino acids. The transcript is spliced from 5 exons. The record is from RefSeq and is a predicted model, not a curated record.